Messenger RNA from Aquila chrysaetos chrysaetos, 1872 nucleotides. Its product is annotated as collagen alpha-1(I) chain-like. The transcript has 2 exons. The record is from RefSeq and is a predicted model, not a curated record. NCBI's taxonomy places the organism in Eukaryota, Metazoa, Chordata, Aves, Accipitriformes, Accipitridae. Bases 1 to 1872 code for a protein of 623 amino acids.
AUGGCUCUGACUGAGGUCCCUCGGUCUACCCGUGGGUACGGAGACAAGCGGCUCCCGUUUCACAGGCGGUACGUGCAGCGCACCCCGCUGAAAACUGUCUCAAGCAGCAAGCGCAGCCCUGGGACAAACUCAGCCUCCCCGCCGCCACGGCGCGCCCCGCUGCCCCUGCGCCCCGGGAGCCCGGGCAAGCCGCACGGCGCCGCGGGGCCGGGCCGGGCCUCCUCAGCCCAGCCACCCCCCGGGCAGGGCGGCAGCCGCCGCCGCUGCCCCGCUCCCGCCCCUCCAGCUGCGAGAGGAGCCCGGAGAGGGGCAGGACUGGGACGCGCACACCUGCCCCGCGCAGGUGCCGGCCGCGGGGCUGGGCAGGCAGGGGCGGCCGGCCCGCCCCGGGGCCGCUGCCCCUCCGAGGGGAGGCCGAGCCGAGGGGAGCUGGCAGCGCCUCUCGCCGUCUGCCCCUUCCCCUCCCGCGCGGAGCCCCUUCCCGGUGGGAGGCGGGAGCGCUCCCGGGCACGACGGGCUGAUCGCAGCCAUAAAAUAACCACCCCGGCAGGGGCCUCAGGCAGCCGGCAGUCCCGGCGGCGGCCGGGGCGGGCGAGCCGCCAAGCCGGGGCGGAGGCGGGCCGACACCUCUGCCCCACGCCCGCCGCGCUCCGGCCGCCGGUCCGCGCCUUGGCCCGCCUCGCCUCGCCCGGCCACGGCCCGGCCCCGCCACCUCCCCGCAGGGCGGGCGGCGCGGAGUCAGUGCGUGCCCGGCUGUUUGUGCGCGGUGACUCGCCCCGGCCCCUCGGCGGAGCCUCCACCCCGCGGGCGGGGAACCGCCCGGCCCGCCCGGCCGCGCUCCCUGCCGUGACCCUCCCACCGCCACUCACCCCGCCGGCCCGGGGAGCCUGGCAGGGCGAGCGGCGCCGGCGUCAUGUGACAGCGCGGCCCGGUGCCAGGAGCCCGGGGGGAAGGCGAGCGGGCGGGCGGAGGGCGGGAGGCAGGGCGGCGGGCGGGCGGGCAGCUCCUCCUCGCACACAGACCCGGAGCCACCGCGGAGGCGCCUCAGCCGCGGGACACGCCGGCCUUGCGCUUCGGUGCCGCCGCAGCGCGACACCCCCCCCCCCCCCCCAGCCCCCGCCACCUAGCGCGACCCCCGGCAUUGCGGGAGCCGACGGAGGCCCGGCACCCUCCGCACCGCCCGCCGAGCGUAAGUGUGAGGGCGCGGGGGGGGGGGGGGGGGGGCAGAGACGGACCGGGCUGGGCUGUGCCGGCUGCUGGAUGGAGGUGCCGGAGGAGGAAAGUUUCCAGGCGCUGCGAGCGACGCGGAGCCCGGGGCGGCACGCAGUGGGACGCCGCCGGCACCCGGGGGCGCGGGAGCCGCAGCCGGGCCGGGGGGCGGCGGGGACAAGCGUCUCCGUCGGGUCGCAGCUGCGGGGAGGGGGGGGGGGGCAGGACUCGUCUCGGCGGGGCCGCGGGGGCUCACAGCAGGGCUCCCUCCGCGGCGCCUGUGAAACUUCCUGCGUGGCCGCCGGCGCGGUGAGGUGGCGGGAGCAAGGGGUGGGGGGCUGCCGCUGCCUGCCGCGCCCGCCCGGGCGGGCAGCGCACCUGUGUGGCCGGCGCCGUCGGCCGGGGCCGGGGCCGGGGCCGCCUCCCCCGCGGCGCCCUCCCCCGCCGGCCGCGCUCCCCGGCGGGGGGGCUCUGGGGCCUCCCGCCCGCCUGCCCCUGGCGGGAGGGCCUGCGGGCCCCCGCCCCUUAGGGCCGCCCUCCCGCCGAGCGGGGCCGCAGCCCCCGGCCGCCCGCCGCGGUGCGACAGGCUCGUCUUCGGUUAGAGAUUGGAGGAAGCGUCGUCGGAUCCCCCGCGGGAUGUCGCGCCGGACGAAACUGAGGUGA